AGUGCAGCCCUCCCGUUCCCUGCCGCCGCCCCUGCCCCCUGCAGCUCGCUAUCGCGGCGUGGGAGGAGCAGCAGGGUGCCCCGAAAGUGCAACCGAGGGAGGAAGCUCUUUGGGGUUUGCUUGUUGGUGCUUUCACAGAGCUGCAGCGUCUGAGCCGGGUGUUCGCUGCUGGAGCGAUGCAGGUGUCCAAAACCAAAGCUGGGUCUUCGGCACGGGCUCAGGCUGGGGCAGCGCCGGCAGCUUUUGGCGGCCGUACGGAAGAUCACAGCAAGCGCGCCCAGCCCAUGCCGCUCCCGGCCACGCCGCAGGACUUGAACUACCUGUACCCUCAGAUCUUUUGGGUGGACGGCUGUUCCAACGCCAGCACCCCCUGCCCCCCAGCGCCCUCCGUCGCUCCUUUCCCACCGCCAGUCCCUGACCGGAGGAGAAAGCCGGGCAACAGGGAAAGGAGGAGCGUUGGCUUCCUGGUGACCUCUCUGCUGAUCCUGCUGGCUCUCACGGGAGUGGGGCUGAGCAUGUUUCAGAUUUUCCACCUGGAGAAGGAAUUAGCAGAACUCAGAGAGUCUACCGCCACUGAACACGUUCCUCCAGCCUUGGAGAAACUCAUAGGGGAAAAGGAGCAGUUAUUGAAAACAGAAGCCAGGAAGGCAGCGCACUUGACAGGGAACCCAGCCCAGCACAACCUCCCUCUGGAGUGGGAACCUGUCUCUGGCUAUGCCUUCACCAGUGGCAUACAGUACCGUGAUCAGGGUCUUGUCAUCAACGAGACUGGCCUGUACUUUGUGUACUCCAAUGUGCUCUUCCGGGACAGCAUCUGCAGUAGCCAGGUGUUGACCCACAUAGUCUACAAGAAAAACCCAAUCUCACCUAACAACCACGUGCUGAUGGAAGACAAACUCAUCAAUUACUGCACGGGUCUCAAGAAGUGGGCCCGGAAAAGCUAUCUGGGGGCUAUAUUUAAGCUGGGGAAGAUGGACAGUUUGCACGUCAAUGUCUCCAAAGUGGCUCUGGUCAAUUUUGAGGAAUCCAAGACAUUCUUUGGCUUAUUUAAGCUUUGAGUGGAGCUGUUGGAGCAUGGCUACCAGGUCCUCGGACACUGGGACAUGUUAAGAGCAAGUGCUGCCUGAGGGUCAGUGGUCAAGCCAGGGUCUCAUGCCAUGGAGCCCACCAAGAAACUGUGCUUUGGCUUCAGCAUGAGUGAGUUCAACUUGUAAAGGGCUGGAAGCAGACCUCUGAGAACAGUGGGGCUGUACUGCAUCAUUCUGAAGAGAAUUCCACAUACUAUCCCCACCAAGAAACUCAAGGCAUGGUGUGCUGGAGACCCCACUGAAACUCACUACAUGCUACCUGAGAAUACUCUGAUGCCAGUAGCUCCACAUGGCAUCAUAGCCCUGGUGAUCUUGUGCCAGCAGGUAUGUUGGGACAGCUGUCAGGCAUCAAAGAGGCCCCUCAAGCCAAGGCUGUGUGUGCCUGGGCUAUGUUAUGCCGUAACACAGGCAGCAUUAUGGGAACAAAUAGUGUGGAUGCCUCAACUGCCUCCCCACCCUGCCCAGGUACUUGGCACUGUGACUGCCAUACAGCAGGACCUGCCUGCUAGCUGGCUCACUGCACAUGAUGCUUUCACUUUGCAUUAAGUUAUUGACUGUUCUUGUCCCAGAAAAUAUCCUCAACCCUUUUAUUUAACUCAUCCUGACUGCCUUGCAAGGACUGUGCCAGAAGCAACAGUGCCAUGAGAAGGAUCCCGACUCUGGAGAGAAACCAUGAAUGUGCCAUGGAGGGGGAGCUAGUGGGGAGGUCAUGUGCUCUGCUGACAGGACCUGGGCACACCACUGGUGCCCAAGAUGAAAGCAUCAUCUCCAGGUGCCUUCCCACCCUUUUGAUAGAUCAGGAUCUCCCAUGGCGAUCUGCUCCUGCCACCCCCUGCACAUACUGGUUGCCAUCAAUGGCGUGGCUUUGGCUGAUCCCCUUAUCAUGGGAUAUUCUCUCCUGAGCAAAGCACAGAUGGUGUUUACAUUAACAAUAAAAGCAUAUUUUUCUAUUAA
Molecule: messenger RNA, 2042 nt
Organism: Pogoniulus pusillus (Red-fronted tinkerbird)
Lineage: Eukaryota; Metazoa; Chordata; Aves; Piciformes; Lybiidae
Gene: FASLG
Product: Fas ligand
Exons: 4
Coding region: 177-1058 (293 amino acids)
Biological process (GO): immune response; positive regulation of canonical NF-kappaB signal transduction; extrinsic apoptotic signaling pathway via death domain receptors
Cellular component (GO): membrane
Molecular function (GO): tumor necrosis factor receptor binding
Source: RefSeq, a predicted model, not a curated record